Pieris macdunnoughi is the source of this 675-nucleotide messenger RNA. The record is from the annotation of a GenBank genome assembly. NCBI's taxonomy places the organism in Eukaryota, Metazoa, Arthropoda, Insecta, Lepidoptera, Pieridae.
AUGUACAAUAUAACGUGGCUGUUACCAGAUGUUAUCCGUGGUAUCUACGGUAACGUCCGGUACGGCAAAACGAAGGCCCCUUUGUCGAGGUGUCGAGUGGAGAAAAUUAGUGCAAUUGGGUGUGUAAGAAGUGCAGUGAGGGAACUUAACAGUUAUCAAAUGAGCGUAGCAGUGUGUCCCGAUCGUGGCUGCACUACCCUGAGUCGCGGCUGCAGCGACUGCUUAAUUCAGCCUGCCCAUCUAAUUGUCUGCCCGAUUACCCGUCAUCAUGUCUGCCCAUGCGCCCUCACUCACCGGACUCGCCUAUCGACUGUACCUAUGCUGCAGCGCGGGGGCGGCGCGGAGCGGGGCGGCGCACCACGCGCUGUGAUUGGCCGGUCGGGCCCCGCCCCGCGCGCGCUGAAAAACUUGCGGAAAAACGGUGCGAGCGCGCGCCAGUGCCUCUCGGACUCGCUCGGUGGGCGGACGCCACUCGCGCUAGAGACGGCGCGACCACGGACCGGCGGCCGCGGCCGCGAAAUGCCCGCGCUGGCCCUGCGCGACCAGCCGCUCGACUGCUCCCUGCGCCUGCGCGCCUCCACCACACCGACCUGGCGCGACCACCCCCACGGUCAGUCUCUGUUCUCUCCCCUACUGUUCGUUCGCGCUACUCACUUAACCGCCCGUGAUAACUGA